Molecule: messenger RNA, 653 nt
Organism: Didymodactylos carnosus
Lineage: Eukaryota; Metazoa; Rotifera; Eurotatoria; Philodinida; Philodinidae
Source: the annotation of a GenBank genome assembly
UCUGAGAAUUUUCACAGCUCUUCAACUGAUAGUACAUGUCUUCGACAUAAACACUGUUGUAUAUCAGAACACUUGAAAUCCAAGUAACGUUCCGGUUAGCCCCACAUGCUCAAAACAUUUUCUAGCAAAUGAAGCUUCGAAUAACUAGAAAGAACUUCGAAUCGACGUUCGUUUAUAUCACUAGUACCGUUAGAAUACUAAUACUUGACGCAGCGCUUUCUUCUUAAGCCCAGUGGAACUCUACCUCAAACCUGUCAACAGUACGUAAUGAAUUCACGGCAACGCUGUUAAGUUCGAGCAAAGUUCUUGCUGCUGGUGGUCUCGCAACAGGCACUGAUCUUGCUAGUUGUGAAAUAUAUGAUCCAUCAACAGGCCAUUGGAACUCUACUGCAAGCAUGGCAGGGGCACGUUAUGGUCACACUGCAACCUUGUUAAGUUCGGGCAAAGUUCUUGUCACGGGUGGUAACGACGGCACUGCUCUUAGUAGUUGUGAGAUAUACGAUCCAUCAACAGGUCAUUGGAACUCUACUGCAAGCAUGAUAGGGGCACGUUUUCAGCACACUGCAACCUUGUUCAGUUCGGGCCAAGUCCUUGCCGCUGGUGGUGAACGGCCGCCCGUUGAUCUUGCUACUUGUGAAAUUUACAAUCCGUGA